CUUUAUAUCUAUCCUGUUCCUUCCCGUCCUGUACCUCUCUGCGAUCGAAAUCUGGACUGGGCCCCUCUCUCUUGAAGUUGAAGUUGGAGUUGUGAGAGACAUGGCGGAGAAAAUGAAAGGCAUGAGAUUGGAGCAAAGGCACGGGAAGGCGAGGGUGAGAGUCGGCAGGGUUUGGAAGACAGAAGAUGGCCGGCAUUCAUUUGCCGAGUGGUCCGUUAGCAUCACUCUCCUCUCCGAUUGCCUUCCUGCCUAUAUCCAUGGCGACAACUCCUCCAUCGUCGCCACCGAUACCAUGAAGAACACCGUAUAUGUUAAAGCAAAGGAAUGUUCAGAACAGAUUUCAAUGGAGGACUUUGCAAUUGGACUUGGCAAGCACUUUACAUCCUUCUAUGAGCAGGUUACUGCCGCCAUCAUCAAGAUAGUGGAAAAGCCAUGGGAGCGCAUGUAUAUAGAUGGUCAAUCACACGAGCAUGGUUUUAAACUUGGAUCUGAGAAGCACACGACAGAAGUUACAGUUAAGAAAUCUGGUGCUCUGCUGGUGACUUCUGGCAUUGAAGGAUUGGCAGUGCUGAAGACUACCAAGUCAGGUUUUGAAGGAUUCGUGAGGGACAAAUACACAAUUUUACCCGAAACACGGGAGAGGAUGCUAGCAACAGAGGUGACUGCAUCAUGGAGGUACUCUUUUGAAUAUUUAGAUGGCAUUCCUGCAAAGCCACUCUACUUUAAUGACAGAUACCUGAAUGUGAAAAAAGUUUUGGUUGAUACUUUCUUUGGUCCUCCAAAGGAGGGAGUAUACAGCCCAUCUGUUCAAAGCACUCUUUAUCAAAUGGCAGAGGCUGUUCUUGCAAGGUUUCCUGAUAUAUCAUCAAUCCAAUUAAAAAUGCCGAAUAUCCAUUUCCUGCCGAUUAAUCUAUCAACCAAAGAUAAUCUUAUUGUGAAGUUUGAAGAUGAUGUUUAUUUACCAACAGAUGAACCACAUGGAUCAAUUGAAGCGAGCUUGAGCCGCAUCUUGUCCAAGAUGUAAAGCUGCUGCUAAGUAGUGUUUUCAGUUGUCUUUUUUUCUGCUAUGUCCUCAAAAGGGUUCCAUUAGUAUACUUGGUGGAAUCUAGUGUAUCUUAGCCAAACCCUUCGCAUGAUGGCUUGACAUGUGGUUGUAUGGUCUGGAGAUGCUUACUUGUCUUGCAAUGUGUAUGUAAAUUAUGUUGUUUAAAUAAUCAGCUUCUUGCUGACGAUUGUGUAUUUUAGAGUCAUCUCAGUCUUUCAUGA
Camellia sinensis is the source of this 1266-nucleotide messenger RNA. The record is from RefSeq and is a predicted model, not a curated record. NCBI's taxonomy places the organism in Eukaryota, Viridiplantae, Streptophyta, Magnoliopsida, Ericales, Theaceae.